Molecule: messenger RNA, 1962 nt
Organism: Carya illinoinensis
Lineage: Eukaryota; Viridiplantae; Streptophyta; Magnoliopsida; Fagales; Juglandaceae
Product: protein ENHANCED DISEASE RESISTANCE 2-like
Exons: 3
Coding region: 598-1542 (314 amino acids)
Source: RefSeq, a predicted model, not a curated record
GAGAAAAGCAAGGGGAAAAAAAAAAGAUGCAGCGUGAGUCGCACCUUGGGGGCAAAAAUGUAAUCUAAAGAGUAGGAGCUCUACAGCUCUAUGAUAUUUGAAAUCUGCAAGCUACAUGAUUCGUCAAAACGGCAAGUCUGUCACCCGCAACGGGUUUAGCAAUUAAAGCUACUUCUCACUUCAAAACUCCUUACCAUUAAAUCCUCCACUGCCUUGACCGGUUGCCAGUCAAACCGCGAGAAGAAGGAAGAGCUGAAGGGAAGGCUCUCGUUGAAAGCUUCUUUGAAUAAGGCUUAUUCAAUAAGCCCCUUUUUUUCCGCUUUCUAUACAAUUAGGGUUUCCACGGCCUCAGGUUUCCUGAGCAAUUUCUUAACAAUUCAAGGUUAGGGAUUUGUGCUUUCCCUUUGAUUUGUCAUAAUCCGUUCACACAUAUAUCUAUCUUUCUCAAUCGGGAUUUCUGGCAAGUUUUCUAGUGUCGAGACAAUCUUUAAUUUUCGAUUCAAACUAAUCCGGAUUCAGAGUUGCUGGAAGCCUUCCCAUAUCGUAUUGAGCUUUAUUGAGUAGUUGCACGAAGGGGCACUGCAAUUAGGAUAUCAUAUGGCUAGUGCUGAUUGCAAGAGUGAGCUGGAAUGGGUUGAGAGAGUGAGAUCAGGGGGAGCUGUACCACUUCUUGAGCCUGAUAACUGUCCGAAUGGUUGGGCUUGCCCACCUGGAGAAAAGUUCAUGGUCAGAGGUCCGGAUUACUUUUCAACAAGAGUGAAAAUUCCUGCCGGUGAAUAUCUUCUAAAGCCUAUUGGCUUUGAUUGGAUUAAAAGCUCAACAAAGAUUGGGGAGGUCUUGAAUCAUCCAAACAGCCGAGUUAGAAAAGUUAUUGAGGAUGAGUUUCCUGAUGGCAAUAAGCCUUUUGUUUGGGCUUUCAAUCUUCAAGUCCCAAGCAAGGAUAAUUAUAGUGCAGUGGCAUAUUUUGCCACAACAGACCCCAUUCCAGAGGGGUCUCUGAUGGACUUGUUCUUGAAAGGUGAUGAUGGGUUCAGGAAUUCCAGACUUAAGUUAAUAGCCAACAUUGUCAAGGGUCCUUGGAUUGUGAGAAAAGCAGUUGGGGAGCAGGCUAUAUGCAUAAUUGGUCGUGCUCUUUCCUGUAAAUACCAUUUAGCAAAUAAUUUCAUAGAAGUUGAUGUGGAUAUUGGGUCCUCCAUGGUUGCAAGUGCCAUAGUUCAUUUGGCGUUUGGUUACAUCACAACACUUACCGUCGACCUUGCAUUUCUCAUUGAAAGCCAAACACAAUCAGAGCUCCCAGAAAGAAUAUUAGGUGCUGUAAGAUUCUCCGAGCUGAACCCCACUUCUGCUCUGCCAAUUGAACCAUCAUCUCAUAUAAAUGCUGCCAAUUUGCAGUCUUCUUUGCCGACACGAUUAUGGAAGUCAAUUGGGCAGGGUUUUACACAUAUUCUUAAUCCUAGUGCACAAGAGAGUGAUUCAACCGGCUCAUUACAUGUUAAUGGGAGUGUUGAUCAUGAAGGUGCUAUCAAAGACGCAAAGAAAUGAUCAAUCGGGUGAAAGUGGUUGCUGAGUCUGGAUUUCCUUGGUAGUUUCCAACUUUGUUGACCUGGUCUAGCAUUCACAGCGUCAACUGCUUGACUUGGCCAUGCCUUCUCUCUCUCUCUCUCUCUCUCUCUCUCUCUCUCUCUCUCUCUCUCUCUCUCUCUCUCUCUCUCGUUUUUUAAUUUCCAUCUGUGUAGUAAGUUAUAUGACUAAAGGCAGGUCAGUGAGGCGUAUUCUUCACGAGAAAGAUUUUAGGUUUAUUGGUUUUAGUAAUUGCCUCUAUUUUUUGUAAUUAUAAUUAUUGUUUUCUGUUCAAAGUUGAAAGCACAUAUGAAGUGUAGUAGGUUUUUCUUUUGUGAUGAACCAUAUAAUGGGUAAAAUGUAUUGAUUUAUUAAUCUGCCUUCAGAACUCUGGUUUGUUUA